GAACCGUACAGUGUGGGAAACGCCAGCAUCACUCAGGGUAGUUGGACAAGACCUUCGUAAAUGAACGGCCAUUAUCCAACAGUGGUCUUUUUUGGCAAGUUUCUUCUUGUUGGCAAUUUGGCUUGUGAUAACUGAUAACCAAUCUUGCUCCAUGCCAAUGGCACGGCAGAUGCGCAUAGCUGUGCAUAUGGAGGGAGAGAUGGAGAUCGAGCCAGUCGCCCACCACGUCGGUUCCAUGAAAGCCGACGAUGCCCGCCGUCCAAACUCCAGAUCCGCCACCGGCGGCUGGACCGCAGCCAUCUUCAACAUGGGGGUGGAGAUAGCGGAGAGGUCGGCGUACUUCGGUGUGUCGUCGAAUCUCAUCAGCUAUCUGACAGGACCGCUCGGGGAGUCGAUGUCGGCGGCGGCUACGGCGGUGAACUUGUGGUCCGGGGUGUCGUUCAUGCUGCCGCUGGUGGGGGCCUUCGUCGCCGACUCCUAUCUGGGCCGUUAUCGGACCAUCGUACUCGCCUCCCUCCUUUACCUUCUGGGACUAGGCAUGCUGACCUUCUCCUCCAUGCUGCCAACUCUGAAUCCUUCUGACUGCACAGAUCUUACGGCUUGCCCCCAGUCUCAAUUCCAAGCCAGAGUCUUCUACUUCUCCCUAUAUGUGAUUGCAUUUGCGCAAGGCGGCCAUAGGCCUUGCGUUCAAGCAUUCGGAGCCGAUCAGUUCGACGAGAAUAACCUGGAGGAAUGCAAGUCCAAAAGCUCCUUCUUCAAUUGGUGGAAUUUCGGAGUGCACGCAAGUAGCUUGGUCACAUCCCUAGCAUUGAACUAUGUACAAGACAAUAUCGGUUGGACCCUUGGAUUUGGAAUCCCUUGGAUCUUUAUGGGGGUAGCUCUCGCCAUUUUCUUGCUUGGAACCAGAUUUUAUCGCUAUCAUCUAAUAGAAGACAAGAAUUCCUUUGCUAUGAUCUGGAAAGCAUGCGCCACCCUGAUCAGCAGUUGGCAAAGGACAUCAAUAUUCGCGGCAUUUACAAAUGGAGCAAGCGAAGCACUUCUUCCACCUGCAUCUGAACAUACCAAGCACUCUGGUUAUUGUCAACAUGAGAGAGUAGACGAUGUAGGUCAAGAAGAAAAAGCUAAGGGAUUGCUCCAGUUGUUUCCUAUAUGGGCAACCUGCUUAACUUCUGCUGCUGUUGUUUCUCAGCCAGGGACACUGUUUACCAAGCAAGCUAGCACAUUGGAUAGGAGAAUAGGGACCAGCUUCCAAUUGCCGCCAGCAGCACUACUGAGCUUCAUCAGAAUCACUCUCAUUGCGUUCAUUCCAAUCUAUGAUCGAGUCCUUGUACCAAUAGCUAGAAAUUUCACAGGAUUGCCGACGGGCAUCACCAUGCUUCAACGAAUUGGCACGGGAUUGUUUCUCUCGGUGCUUAUGAUGGUAGCAGCAGCUCUGAUAGAGAUGAAGAGGCUUGAAACUGCUAGAGAUUUUGGGCUGGUUGACAUGCCCGAUGUUGUCAUUCCUAUGAGCAUGUGGUGGUUGCUUCCUCCAUAUGUUCUCGACGGGAUUAUGUUUGUCCUUACAUUUGUUGGGUUGCAAGAAUUCUUCUAUGACCAAGUACCUGAUGAAAUGAGAAGCCUUGGGCUCGGUUUUUAUGCAAGCGUCGUUGGCGCUGGUGAAUUGCUUAGUGGUUUCCUGGUCUCUGUGAUCGACAAGGUGACAGGAAGCAGAGGAGAGAGCUGGAUUUCUGACAACUUGAACCAUGCACAUCUUGAUUACUUCUAUUGGCUCCUUGCUGGACUGAAGAUGGACACCGAGCCCCUCCUCGAGCUCACGGGCCCCACGAAGGGCGUGGUCGACUACCGCGGCCGUCCGAUCUCCCGAUCCGCCACCGGCGGGUGGACCGCCGCCCUUUUCGUCAUAGGGAUGGAGGUGGCGGAGAGGUGCGCGAACGCCGGAAUAGCCUCCAAUUUGAUCACGUAUCUGACUGGGCCGCUCGGCGAGUCGACGGCGGCGGCGGCGGCGGCGGUGAACACGUGGUCGGGGAUGGGCUCGAUGCUCCCGCUUCUUGGGGCUUUCGUCGCCGACUCGUAUCUGGGGCGGUAUUGGACCGUCGUCAUCUCCUCGCUUCUUUACCUUCUGGGACUAGCCAUGCUGAUGCUAUCCGCCAUGAUGCCAACUCUAUACCCUCCCAAAUGCAGUGGCAGCGCAGACACCAAAGCUUGUCCCCCAACUCAGUUCCAAGUCGCCAUCUUCUACUUCUCCCUGUAUCUAGUGGCAAUUGGUCAAGGUGGCUUCAAGCCAUGCGUCGAAGCUUUCGGAGCCGAUCAGUUCGACGAGAGUGACCCCGAGGAAUGCAAAGCCAAGAGCUCCUUCUUCAACUGGUGGUUCUUUGGAAUGUGCAGCGGCGCCACCGCCACCACCUUCGUAGUAAACUACGUCCAGGACAACGUCAGCUGGGCUCUUAGCUUUGGAAUGGUAUGCGUUUUUAUGGGCCUUGCCAUCAUUGUUUUCCUGUUGGGGAGCAGGACUUACCGUUACUAUCCAGUGGAAGAUAAAAGAACCUUUGCUGCUGCCAUGAAAGCUUGCAGAGCAUUGAUUAGCAGUUGGCGAAUCUCUUGGAGUGUGAAGUCCAAAGAUGACGAAACCCAGUUUGUUUCUCCAAAGUCGAAAAAUGAAGCAAGGGUGGCAAUAUUUCCACAUGCAGCUGAUCAUCCCGAGCUUUGGUUACCUGCAUCCGAAGAAGGCAAGGCUGUGCAUGAUGUUGGUCAAGCAGAGCAAACCAAGGAUUUGCUUCGAUUGUUUCCUAUAUGGGGAUCCUGCUUAAUAUAUGCUGUUGUUCUUCCUCAGUCCUCGACAUUUUUUACAAAGCAAGGUAGCACCUUGGAUAGGAAAAUAGGAGCGAGCUUCCAAAUACCAGCAGCAUCACUGCUUUGCUCCAUUGCUAUCUCCAUUAUGAUCUUCAUUCCGAUUUAUGAUCGUGUUAUUGCUCCCAUAGCUAGAAAAUUUAACCAGACUCCUUCAGGCAUCACCAUGCUUCAAAGAAUUGGCGCAGGAAUGGUCCUCAUGACUCUUUCAAUGGUCAUAGCAGCUCUGGUAGAGAUGAAGAGGCUCAAAACAGCUCAAGAUUUUGGAAUUGUUGACUUGCCCAUGGCGACUACUCCGAUGAGAGCCUGGUGGUUGAUUCCUCAAUACAUCAUUUUUGGGAUUGCAAAUGUGUUCACGAUGGUUGGCUUGCAAGAGUUCUUCUAUGACCAAGUGCCUGACGCAUUGAGAAGUCUUGGGCUUGCUCUCUUCAUGAGCAUCUUUGGUAUCGGAGAGUUCGUUAGUGGUUUUCUUGUCUCUGUGAUCGAUGACAUAACUCGAAGAAGGGGUGAGAGCUGGUUCUCUGAUAACCUAAACCGUGCACAUCUUGAUUACUUCUAUUGGCUCCUUGCUGGACUCAGUGCUGCAGGGUUGGUCAUCUACUUCUACUUGGCACAAUUUUAUGUGUACAAGAAGAAAGCAGAAAUUACAGUGUAAUGCCUGAUCUUUAUUUUGCCACCUAUGAAACCUAUCUAAAAUCUUUCAGCAUGUUUAUGAUCCUUAUCACAUGUAAAUAUUUGUCAAUGGGUAUAUUCUAAACGAAAACCAAUCUUUCAGCAUGUAAUAUCCUUAUCCAAGAGAUGAUCUUUUAAGGCUGUGCACA
Messenger RNA from Phoenix dactylifera (date palm), 3668 nucleotides. RefSeq names its product protein NRT1/ PTR FAMILY 5.10-like. Gene Ontology annotation, molecular function: tripeptide transmembrane transporter activity; dipeptide transmembrane transporter activity. NCBI's taxonomy places the organism in Eukaryota, Viridiplantae, Streptophyta, Magnoliopsida, Arecales, Arecaceae. The record is from RefSeq and is a predicted model, not a curated record. Gene Ontology annotation, cellular component: membrane. Gene Ontology annotation, biological process: dipeptide transport; transmembrane transport.